Molecule: messenger RNA, 1256 nt
Organism: Poecilia latipinna (sailfin molly)
Lineage: Eukaryota; Metazoa; Chordata; Actinopteri; Cyprinodontiformes; Poeciliidae
Product: probable N-acetyltransferase camello
Exons: 2
Coding region: 159-824 (221 amino acids)
Molecular function (GO): N-acetyltransferase activity
Source: RefSeq, a predicted model, not a curated record
UUUUACAACAAAACUGCCACUCACAGCAUGGCUCCCCGUUGACGUAAGAUCCGGAAAGUCCACUUCUCUGUCUAUGGAAGCGCGCAGUUCACUUGGAGUAGACUUUGGCUGCAAGAGACCUUAAACACCAUACUUGGGCAUCACCAUAAAACUGAGCCAUGGCCAACUUUAAGAUCCGAAAGUACCGGGAUGAGGACUCUGAAACCGUAAAGGAGCUCUUCACCUCAGGGAUGAAUGAGCACCUGCCUUCGUCCUUCAUGCACGUCCUGAAAGAGCCGCUGACUCAGAUGUUGCUCAUGUGCACCUUCUGCUCGCUCAUGGCCACCUCCCAGUCCUUCCUGCUUCCCGUCCUGGCCGUCACCCUCCUCCUGGCCGGAGUCCGGCAGAUGAUCGUCUACAUGUUCAACGGCUACAUAGACGCGUCUUUGAAGAAUGACCUCAGCGACAUCAGCGAGACCUACCUGCGGAAGAAUAAUUCGUGUUUCUGGGUGGCAGAAAGCGAUGGUCAGGUGGUUGGGACGGUGGCGUGUCUCCCCGCCGAGACAGCACCCGGGUUUUUGGAGCUGAAGCGCAUGUCGGUGCGCCGCAGUCACCGGGGAAAGGGAAUUGCUAAGGCUCUGUGUCGGACAGUAGCGGAUUUCACUAGGGAGAGAGGUUUCUCUGCUGUCAUACUUUACACAUCUAUGGUCGCUACCGAUGCUCAAAAACUGUAUGAACACAUGGGUUAUAAGAAGAUGAGGCAGUUUCCUGUACCAGAGUUUUUUGCGAAAAUCAUCAACUUCACUCUGAUUGAGUACAGACUCGAUUUAGAGGAAGAGAAAUAAAGCUAGUGACACCGACAAACUCUUUAAAACGUCUUUGUAGUUAGUUUAUUUCAUCUUUUUUUGUGACAAGUUCAGCUCCCGCUGUUACUGUCUAAACAACGUCCAUUAUGCAGCAUGUUUUCUCCUACCCUUUUUGAGUUGUUUAUCUACGCAUUUAAAAAUUUCUGUAAACAAUAAUCACAGUAAGGAAGCCAUAUUUCUCUUUUUCUGAUAAUCUGCUGUUGUGCUGCCAUAUAUGGACGUGGUGGCUUCUGGUUGUUGAUGUGUGUGCAGGUGCAUGGGGAGGAUCUGGGCCAUGUGUGGGGUGAGCAGUUUUUCAUUGAAAAUAAUGUAUAAAUAUUCUGCAUAUUUCAGCUCCAAUAAACAUAAUGGUAAUCGCUUGUUACCAAGUUCUGCAAGAACCUGCAAAUAAACUGGUUUAAAUCAAAUAAG